AUGGCACAUAUCAAGAAAAAGUUCACCUUUGAUGAUCCUGAGGAUAGUUAUUGGAAUGAGAGUGGAUCGAACUCAUCGUCACUUUUCGACGACUUACCUUCGAAACAGUGGGCGGCACGUGCGGCUGUGGAUAAUCUUUUCGAUCAGCGUGAGGUUUUCUCUGCAAAAGUUGCUGAACCACCAUCAUGUCAGCCGAGUCCUAACUCGAAUGUCAUAACGGGGGAGAGUUCUCAGAAGCGAGAGGAGGCAGUGCAUGAUUUCAUCAACCAUAAAACAGCUCAUUUAAAAUUAGAGGUUGAAUCUUCGCCGCCUCAUGUUGGAGGCCCAUCUGCAGCAUCUGUGAUAUCGGAAUGUAGUGUGAGCAGCUUACCAAGUGAUGCUCAUCGCUUAGAUCUCGACUACUCAAGACUUAGAGCUGAACACCGUAAACUCCAACGACAUUUAGAGGCUGUCCGCCAUGAUAGAUACCGUGCCCCAGACGUGAAGGAGGCUGUUCGAAGAUUGAUGAAAGGAGAUCCAGUGUCCUUGGAAUGGUACAGAUCGAAGGAAGAGAAAGUGCAGCUGCUCGAAGCCGCCAUAGCAAUAGUAGAUGGAAAUGUUAUUUUAGCUGUGGUUUUAUUUCUAAAGAAUACUUUAAUGGACUCACUCUUCCGUGAUUUAUUACUAAGAAAACCUGAAGCUGCAGAGGAGUACAUAGCUUAUCUGAAGAUCAUCAGAGACUAUGAUGAGUUGACAACAACUUUGUUUGCACUUGGGAGGAAUGCUGAUGCUGCCAUGAUAGAGUUCUCGGCUGCGAUAAGACAUCAAGUUGCUGAUCAGAAGGUGCAAGCGUUGAAAAAGUGCGUGCGAAGCGGCUUCAGCGAUCCGCUACUUACAACUGAAGCUGCCGUUGUAAACGACUAUAUAAGCCUUUUAGAGCGACAAAUACCAAUUAACGUAGCAGACGAUCAAAGCAAAAACGCUGUGUUCACUGCUUUCCCGAAAAAUGCAAGUCUCGUUGGGAAAUCUACCAUCGCCACGUAUUAUUAUUGCUGUCUAUACCACUACGACGAUCCUGUGCAUGCUCUAGCAAAUCCUGGAGGUGUCCGUGACUCAUUCCGGAUCACUGACAAAGAAGCGGUAUGGACCUGUGUUAGUGCUCUAGCCAAGCAAAGCAGGUGGCCAGAUGUAGAACGUGUAUUGCAGCCAAAGUCGUUGCUUGGUGCAUUACAGAAUAGAGCGGCACUCAAUUCUCCAAAGCUAUCAUGUCCAUUCAGUUGGCAAAAUCUUUUCUCCAUUUUGCACUCGAAUUCAACUGCUCCACCUAAAGACCUUUCAUGUCGAAUUUUACGAGCUGUGAAUGAUGCAGAGAUGAGACUGAAGCUUGCGGAGAAAUAUGACGUGUGUGAGAUAGUGAUCGAAUGUUUGGUAGCACAACGAGAUCGUAUAAGACUAUCGAAAUUUGCUAGCAAGCUCACACCGCACACUCCUGACGCUUACAAAGCUCUUGCUGCUUUGAAUAACACGGGUACAAAAUGGAAGAAUUAG
Necator americanus (New World hookworm) is the source of this 1527-nucleotide messenger RNA. RefSeq lists its product as uncharacterized. Gene Ontology annotation, biological process: vacuolar transport; intracellular protein transport. NCBI's taxonomy places the organism in Eukaryota, Metazoa, Nematoda, Chromadorea, Rhabditida, Ancylostomatidae. Gene Ontology annotation, cellular component: cytoplasm. Bases 1 to 1527 code for a protein of 508 amino acids. The record is from RefSeq and is a predicted model, not a curated record. The transcript is spliced from 15 exons.